Messenger RNA from Ostreococcus tauri, 1749 nucleotides. Its product is annotated as Endoribonuclease YbeY. Bases 1 to 1749 code for a protein of 582 amino acids. The transcript has a single exon. The record is from RefSeq and is a predicted model, not a curated record. Gene Ontology annotation, biological process: rRNA processing. NCBI's taxonomy places the organism in Eukaryota, Viridiplantae, Chlorophyta, Mamiellophyceae, Mamiellales, Bathycoccaceae. Gene Ontology annotation, molecular function: metalloendopeptidase activity.
AUGGCGCUUCGAACGCUCGCCCGCGCCGUGGCGCAUCUUCGUUCUCGACGUCCGAGAGUCCUCAGAAGCGUCGCGACGCCCGGCAUCGUCGCUCGAGCGUCGAGCGUUCGCUCGAGUGACUUUCACACCGUGCGCUCUUCGAGCGGGACAUCCUCGAUCGCGUCGUCGCUCGCGCGUCGCGCGCGCGUCGGACGGCGGGAACGUGGUGAUGAAAAAACUCUCUGUCGGGGAUUCGCGAGUGCGCGCGAUGGGGAGGACGACGAUGGGUUUGCGGACGACGCGGAGGACGUCGCGGAGAGCUUUUACGUCGGCUCGGUGGAGUGCGUCGCCGACGUCAUGAUCAUCGAUGAGGAUGGGAACGAACCGCGAGAGGUGAUGGAAAACGAACUGGAUUUAAAUGAAUUGCGAGUUCAGGUGGAAGAGGACGCGCGGGCGGUGAUGACGAAAUUAUUGACCUCGCGCGGGGACUCGGCGGGCGGAAAGGCGGCGCGCGGCGCGCUCCCGCGAAGCGUCUCACACAUGGAACUCAGCGUCGCGCUGUGCUCGGACGAGUACAUUCGGUCGUUGAACGCUGGGUACAGGCAAAAGGAUAGCGCGACGGACGUCCUGAGUUUUCCCGCGGAGAGUUUCGGACCCAUGGCGGUGCUGGGUGACGUCGUGGUGAGUGUGGACACGGCGGCGACGCAAGCGAGGGAGGUCGGCCACUCGUUGCGGGACGAGUGUCGAGUCUUGCUCGUGCACGGAUUGUUGCACUUACUCGGGCUCGAUCACGAGCUCGGCGAGGACGAGGCGGUGGCCAUGGCGGAGGCGGAGCGGGAGAUGUUGAGCGAGUUGGGAUGGAAGGUCACGGGACUGACGACGCGCGGGAGUGAGGUCGAUGAGACGUCGACCUCGUCGUCGCGAUCGUCGUCGACGCAGAGGAGCGUUCUAGUGACAGAUUUGGACGGGACGCUGCUGAACGAGGAGAGCGUGAUAUCACCGGGCGUUGCAGAUGCCUUGCGCAGGGCCAUAGCGGCGGGCGUAGAGGUGAUCAUUGCCACGGGUAAGGCGAGACCGGCGGCGAUUCGCGCCGCAUCAACGCAAGGUCUGGACGGAAUCAUCGUCGGCAAGAAUACCCCGGGGGUGUUCCUUCAGGGGCUUGAAGUUUACGGUCGAGGCGGCGAGCUCGUGUACGAGGCGAAGAUGCCCGAAGACGUCGUGCGGGACGCGUUCAUGAUGAUGGACGACGUUGUCCACGACGGGUUGGCGCUCACGGCAUUUUGCGGAGACACUUGCGCGACACUCGAGGACAACGUGCUGUUAGACGUGCUUCAUCACACGUUUCACGAGCCCAAGAGCGAUGUCGUCGCCUCCGUCGACGACAUACUCUCCGCGCGCUCCGUCCGCAAGCUCUUGUUGAUGGGCCCGAGCAAGGAGAGCAUCAACGCCGUCCGUCCAAUCUGGGAGGCCGCCUUCAAGGGACGCGCUGAGAUCACGCAGGCGGUCGCAGACAUGCUCGAAAUUAUUCCGAUGGGGAACAACAAGGCGAAAGGGGUGAUGAAGGUUUUGAAGUCCAUGAACAUCAAUCCGGCGACGGAUGUCGUCGCGUGCGGCGACGGAGAGAAUGACGCCGAGAUGCUCAAGAUAAUCGGAUGCGGCGUCGCGAUGGCGAACGGGUCGGAAAAGACGAAAAAAGAUGCCGCGCACGUUCUCGAGGAGUCCAAUGAACAGGACGGUGUCGCCGUCGCUAUCGAUAGGUUCGUUUUGUAA